AUGGAGGCGAAGUGGAAGACAGGUAUUCGUCCAGUCGAAUGGCCUUCCAAGGAGAAAUACGAGGCGACGAAACGUCGUUUUUACAAGGAGGGCAAAUUUCAUCUCGCCAUCACCGGAAUUUCGGGAACGGGAAAAUCGUCUCUCAUCAAUGCCUUUCGAGGCAUUUGGGAUGGUGACUCUGGUGCUGCUAUGACCGAUAUCAUCGAAAGCACGUCGGUUGUCACUCCCUACCCUGAUCCGAAUCCUGCCAACCCUUUUAUUUGGUUCGACGUGCCAGGGUCGGGAACGCUCUCAUGCUCUGAUUGGACCUACUUCAAUGACCAGGGCCUUUACAUUUUCGACGCCAUCAUUGUUCUCUUCAACGACCGCUUCACUGCCACAGAUAUCGCUAUUCUGAAGAACUGCGAACGAUACAAUAUCCCGACGUAUAUCGUUCGUUCUAAAUCUGAUAUUCACAUUGAUAAUCUCAUGAAGAAGAAAAGGCGGGGAGCUGGCGCGAAGAAAGACCCUGCCAUGAUUCUUGACGAGGCACGCAAGGAGUACAUCGUGAGGACGCAGGAGAACGUCAGGUCGAAUUUGAUGAAGAACGAUCCUCCUAUCCGUUCCCAGCGGAUGUACGCUGUCUCCCGGGAUACAUUGACGAUGGUUGUGCGAGAGCAGCCGCUCGAAGAUAUGCUUGUGUUGAACGAGUACGAGCUUCUGAGAGACAUCCUUCAGGAUGCAUACUCGCGACGAUCUGAAAAAUCUUACGGUUCGAUGUCGGAUCUGAUGAAAAAGGCUGGCAUGGACAUUUUCGGAUUCUUUGCGAACUGA
Guyanagaster necrorhizus is the source of this 813-nucleotide messenger RNA. RefSeq lists its product as uncharacterized. Lineage: Eukaryota; Fungi; Basidiomycota; Agaricomycetes; Agaricales; Physalacriaceae. The record is from RefSeq and is a predicted model, not a curated record. The coding region runs from base 1 to 813 and encodes 270 amino acids. Gene Ontology annotation, molecular function: GTP binding; GTPase activity. Gene Ontology annotation, cellular component: membrane. The transcript has a single exon.